UCUUCCCCCUCCUUCAUGUUUCCACUGGUUUUUCAGACUUCCUCUCCGUGGUUUGGGAGGCUGGGCAUCUGGAUAUUUUAAAACAUACAAAGGAAUUGCUGGAGCAAGCAAAAGCAGAGAGCCCCGCAGAAGGAGAAGAUGUACUGCUGAUAAGCAACGGAUGGGACUUUACAACAACUCGAGUCACUGACAAAGUGGGAAAGCAAUUCCCAGGAGAAAAAGAAAGGACACAAGAAACGAAUAGGAUUUUCAACAGAAUGGAGCUCCAUCUUUCCUUCAAGUUUGUUGGGUGCAUUUGCAAAGUCCUUUUGCUCCAACUCUCCAUCUUCCACCCGACGUCAGCUCCUCCACCACCGACGUUUAGGCUUUCGGAAGACGUAGCAGGCCGAGAACUGAUACCAUCGCCCAUCAUUAAGUUUCCAGGGGAUGUUUCUCCCAAAACAGACAAAGAACUGGCCUUGCAAUACCUCAACAAGUACUAUGGGUGCCCCCAAGACAGCUGCAAUCUCUUUGUGCUGAAAGAUACUUUGAAGAAAAUGCAGAAAUUCUUCGGGCUUCCUCAGACUGGAGAACUGGAUCAAAACACUGUAGAAACCAUGAGGAAGCCUCGUUGCGGCAACCCAGAUGUAGCCAAUUACAAUUUCUUCCCAAGAAAACCAAAAUGGGAGAAAAAUCUGAUCACAUACAGGAUUUUAGGAUAUACUCCAGAUCUGGACUCAGAAACAGUGGAUGAUGCUUUUGCCCGAGCCUUCAAAGUCUGGAGUGAUGUCACACCACUGAGUUUCUCUCGAAUUCAUGAUGGGGAAGCAGAUAUCAUGAUCAAUUUUGGACGAUGGGAACACGGUGAUGGAUACCCUUUUGAUGGCAAAGAUGGACUCUUGGCUCAUGCGUUUGCACCCGGACCAGGAGUAGGAGGAGACUCACACUUUGAUGAUGAUGAACUUUGGACCUUGGGUGAAGGACAGGUUGUGAGGGUGAAAUAUGGCAAUGCAGAUGGAGAGUUCUGCAAAUUCCCCUUCUUGUUCAAUGACAAAGAAUACAACAGCUGUACCGACGCAGGACGCAACGAUGGCUUCCUUUGGUGUUCAACAACAUACAACUUUGAUACAGAUGGCAAAUACGGAUUCUGCCCCCACGAAUCACUUUUCACAAUGGCUGGCAAUGCCGAUGGGCAGCCUUGCAAAUUUCCCUUCAAAUUUCAAGGAAACACCUAUGACAGCUGUACAACUGAAGGAAGAACUGAUGGAUACCGAUGGUGUGGGACCACUGAAGAUUAUGACCGCGACAAGAAGUUUGGAUUCUGCCCAGAGACAGCAAUGUCAACUGUUGGUGGGAACUCAGAAGGUGCGCCCUGUGUUUUUCCGUUCAUCUUCCUGGGAAACAAGUAUGAAUCUUGUACCAGUUCAGGACGUCAAGAUGGGAAAAUGUGGUGCUCUUCAACCAGCAACUAUGAUGAAGACCGCAAGUGGGGAUUUUGUCCAGACCAAGGCUACAGUCUUUUCUUGGUUGCUGCACAUGAAUUUGGCCAUGCCAUGGGACUCGAACACUCUGAAGACCCUGGUGCCCUCAUGGCUCCCAUCUAUACUUAUACCAAGCACUUCCGACUUUCCCAGGAUGACGUUCAAGGAAUCCAGGAGCUUUAUGGGGGUUCUACUGAUGUCGGGCCAGGUCCAGGUCCAACCCUUGGUCCAGUUACUCCUGAACUGUGUGGUCAAGACAUUGUAUUUGAUGCUGUUGCCCAACUCAGAGGGGAGAUCUUCUUCUUCAAAGACCGAUUCAUCUGGAGGACAGCAAACCAACGGGACAGGCUUACGGGUCCUUUGCUCACUGCAACGUUUUGGUCAGAGGUGCCAGAAAAAGUGGAUGCUGUCUAUGAAGCCCCUCAGGAGGAGAAGACGGUCUUUUUUUCAGGAAACGAAUACUGGAUUUACUCCGCCAGCACUUUGGAAAGAGGUUAUCCGAAACGGCUUACCAGUCUGGGGCUGCCUCCCGAUGUGCAGCAUGUCAAUGCGGCUUUUAACUGGAGCAAGAACAAGAAGACCUACAUUUUUGCUGGGGACAAAUUUUGGAGGUACAACGAAGUAAAGAAGAAGAUGGAUCCUGGUUUCCCUAAAUUAAUUGCAGAUGCUUGGAAUGGGGUUCCAGACAACCUGGACGCUGUGCUGGAUGUGAGCGGAAGUGGUCACAGCUACUUCUUCAAGGACUGGUAUUAUCUCAAACUGGAAGAUCAAAGCCUAAAGAUAGUUAAAGUGGGCAACGUGAAAUCCGAUUGGCUGGGUUGCUGAGCUGUGUGACCUCAUAAUAACCAAACCCCACCUCCCCUCCCCACCCCCAAAAAACCCCAUUUAUACUUUUUUUUAUUUGUAAAAGUCCUAUGUCAUAUUUGCAAUUAGAGAUAGAUCUGUAUGCUGAUUCAAAGGCCAGUCUGGAACUGGAAACAUAUCACUAAGUACCACUAUUGGACACCAUUCUUUUGCUCGCUCAUUUGACCAAGCACACCUCCUUAGGAAUACGUUCCAUCACAAUCAUGAGUUCUGAUUCAAACAAGAUGCAAUUUGCUUUCUCUCUCUAUUUUCUUCUUCUCUGUCUCAGUGAACACAAUUCUGGCCUGGGUUUUAAGUGAGUCGUUUGGGGCAUCUACACUGUUGAGUUAACGCAGUUUGACACCACUUUAAUUGUCAUGACUCAAUGCGAUGGAAUCCACAAAAGUUAAAGCCACAAAUGUAGUUUUUUUAAAAAAAAAUAGUAAUCUGUUUCAUGCACUUUGUUCACUACCAUAACUUCAUUCGUUGGUUCUGUGUUCUAUCCGAGUAACUUGUUCUCUUUCUUUCUUUCCUUCAUUCUUUCUUUUGCUGUCGUUUUUCCUUGGAAAGCUUUGGGCAAUGUAAAGUUUUCACUGUACAACCUGAUGGAACAUUUGUCUUCACACAAAGGAUUCUUUUUUUGUUUUAAAGGGAAAAUAAAACAACUUACGUGGAAAUGUCAGUGGUAUUAAAUAAAGAAUAAAAAUUA
Molecule: messenger RNA, 3012 nt
Organism: Anolis sagrei ordinatus
Lineage: Eukaryota; Metazoa; Chordata; Lepidosauria; Squamata; Anolidae
Gene: MMP2
Product: matrix metallopeptidase 2
Biological process (GO): extracellular matrix organization; collagen catabolic process; tissue remodeling
Cellular component (GO): extracellular matrix
Molecular function (GO): zinc ion binding; metalloendopeptidase activity
Source: RefSeq, a predicted model, not a curated record